CGUUCAAUACUUUAUUCGAGUCUAUACGAGUACGCGCCGCUACACGGAAGGGUGUCAAAUAAAUACAGGUUGAAAUAUAUCCGCUGUCGUGUUCUGUGAUCCCGCUAUAUACGUGUCGGUUGAAGAAUGAAUUUUUGUUUGGUUUUCGUUCUAUGCUUUUUCGCGUGUUGCUCGGGAAUGUUAUACAGAAGGGAUGCCGACAAUGUUUUAAAACCGGAUCUCCAGCCAGUAUCUUCAACGGUGGUCCCACUCUCGUUCUACUCGGUGUUCGGCUACGAGAAGAAAAUGUAUCGGGACAAACACAAGAAAAGGCCGCAGGGGAAAAUCGCGCUAGUCACCAAAAUGCCUAAAUAAAGAAACUACAAAUAACAA
Molecule: messenger RNA, 372 nt
Organism: Cydia fagiglandana
Lineage: Eukaryota; Metazoa; Arthropoda; Insecta; Lepidoptera; Tortricidae
Exons: 2
Coding region: 127-354 (75 amino acids)
Source: RefSeq, a predicted model, not a curated record